Molecule: messenger RNA, 2006 nt
Organism: Lactuca saligna
Lineage: Eukaryota; Viridiplantae; Streptophyta; Magnoliopsida; Asterales; Asteraceae
Source: the annotation of a GenBank genome assembly
AUGUGUAUAAGCUUCACACACUUGGCAGUUCUAGAAGUCCCCAGCAGCAACAAGUUGAAUGUAAUGGCACACACCAAGAAGAUUAGUGGAGAGUCAAAACAGUAUUCCCCUGAAAUGCUUCUUCCAUCACUGAUCAGAUCUGCAGAUGCCAACCAUAUUUUGAAUUUUGAUCGUGAUCUUUUCAACCAAAAUGCCUCAAAUUCUCAUUUUAUGGAGCCCAAUGGAAACGAGAUUGAUAGCCCGGAUGACAUUUCGAAUCAACAAAGAAAACAAUCUGUUUCGGUUAGCAUUCCACCUUCGCCAAUCGAUACCAAAAGAGUUUUGUUUAAAGAGGAACAUGAAGCAACCGGAAUCCAUAGCCCGAAAAAUCCAGACAUCAUGUCUAACACCCAUGAGCUUAAAUUUAAUCCACAGUCCGUCGUGACAGACACGACGGGCUAUGGAAUUGAUGAGACGGGGCGGAGGAAAUCCCCGGACCGUUUCAUCCUCCCAGUGAAGAACACUAGGAUGGAUGGGUUGAAGGACAACAGAUACAACUCAUUCAAAACAUGGUCGGGUCGACUUGAGAGACAACUUUCCACUUUACGUGGAAAAUCAUGUAACGAUCUAGAGAUAAACCCUCCCCAAAACCUUCAAGGGGAGAGUUUAUCUGUAGACAGAUACUUCGAUGCUUUAGAAGGACCGGAGUUGGAGACUCUUAGGCCUUCUGAAGAAAUAAUGCUCCCCGAAGAUAAAAAAUGGCCGUUUCUUCUUCGUUACCCGAUCUCAUCAUUUGGUAUAUGUCUCGGUGUUAGUAGCCAAGCGGUAAUGUGGAAGCAUUUAGCCUCAACCGCUUCGACACAUUUCCUUCAUAUAAGCCUUAGAGUAAACUACACUCUAUGGUGCAUAUCAAUCCUUCUUUUCGCAGUUGUGGCCUCAACAUACCUUCUAAAAGUGAUCUUUUACUUUGAAGCCGUUCGAAGAGAAUACUACCACCCAAUUAGAGUUAACUUCUUUUUUGCCCCGUGGAUCGCGUUACUCUUUUUGUCUAUUGGAGUUCCCGAUAGUAUUACUACAAAGUUGCCUCACUCUUUAUGGUACAUGUUAAUGACACCGAUUUUAUGUCUAGAGCUCAAGAUUUAUGGGCAAUGGAUGUCCGGCGGGCAACGGCGGUUGUCCAAGGUGGCGAACCCGUCCAACCACUUAUCGGUGGUUGGGAACUUUGUCGGAGCUCUUUUGGGGGCAUCAAUGGGACUAAAGGAAGGCCCGAUUUUCUUCUUUGCGGUUGGGUUGGCUCAUUAUACAGUUUUGUUUGUGACAUUGUAUCAAAGACUUCCAACUAACGAAACCCUCCCGAAAGAGCUUCAUCCUGUUUUCUUUCUAUUUGUUGCCGCUCCAAGUGUUGCCUCGAUGGCUUGGGCCAAAAUCAAUGGAUCGUUUGAUUAUGGGUCGCGUAUCGCAUACUUCAUUGCCUUGUUUCUCUAUUUUUCACUGGCGGUUCGUGUAAAUUUCUUUAGGGGGUUCCGGUUCUCAUUGGCGUGGUGGGCUUACACAUUCCCAAUGACUGGAGCUGCAAUCGCCACAAUUAGAUACUCAAGUGAGGUCUCGAACAUAGUAACCAAGUCGUUAUCAGUAACCCUGUCAACAGCUGCUACGGUUACAGUGACAGGGCUACUGAUAACAACAAUUGUUCACGCUUUUGUGCUACGAGACCUUUUCCCGAACGACAUUGGGAUUGCAAUUAGUGACCGGAAACCCAAAACACAACGGAAAUGGUUUCACCGGGGCACAUGUGGCUCAGUCAAAGAUGUUGAAGACCCCUUUAAAUCCAUGAGCUCCAACGAUGAAAAGGUUGAGGAGGAUCCGGUGGCAUUUUCAGGAUUAAAUGUUAACCGAUAUCAAUAAGAGUAAUGUAACUGAUACACACGGUUUGAGUGAUUAGUCAAAGGAGGAACUUAGUUUAGAAAAGUUCCAAUGAACUUGGAUGUAUAUAGUAUUGGCUUUACAAAAUAUAAAAUAUAAGCAUG